AUGCCUGCAGGAAACUUGCAGUACGAACAACGAGGGCCAUUCGAAGCCACCAAGGAGGUCUUCCUCCAGGUUGUCUACCUCGAAAACCUAUCUAAGGAUUUUGAAAACAAUCCAAAUUUCGCUACCCCUCGUUCUGUUCCGUCCACGAUCAGAUCAAAGACUACGGUUUUCCCCAAGAGGGCAGCUUCAUGCCCGGGAACCCCUUCUCAGAACAAAGUUAAACCUUUCCAAUCACUUUUCAAACCCACUGUCUCUUCUGUCCCAGAGCAAGAGCAGGAGCCACAGGGGGUCUCCAACCAGUCCACCCCAGCCAGUACAAUGAAGAAGAAGAAAAAUGAGAAAUCUAAGGACAAGAGCCGUCGUUCAUCCCGCAGCCAGUCCAUUUUCUCGAUUGCUUCGUCUUUCUUCGGCCCCUUGGCUCUUGGGUCGGACGUUUCUCUCGACCGUCAGAUUUCUCCAGCUUUACAGAGUUCUCAUGUCUUCUUUGCUGAUGAGGACAUUCCUCCACCGUCCGUCGACUCAUCUUUUGCCUUUCCUGAUGAUAUGCCUCGAAAGGAGGUCCAAAAGCCAUGGUUUGUCGGUCCCAUGACUUCAGGUUCCACCACACCAACUACCGUCCUGGGACCUGACGAACAGAUUCUCCCUUCUCCGGAUCAAUCUUCUCCUCCGGCACCAAGUCUUGUCCCAAGUUCUGAAUUGAGUCCAAAGCGCAAAGUCAGUCCAGAACGUGAAGUUAGUCCAGUAGUUUCUGGAGAUACCGACGAAUCCAAUCUCAAAGGCACAAGCCCAUCAACUGGAGAAACCACUACCUCAUCAACGAUUCCUGAGUCCACUCGCCGGAAGAGCAAGUUUGCUUCUAUUGGUUCAUUCCUCCCCUCGUUCUCAGAGAGCCGUCGGGAAUCUAUUGCAAGUUUCUUCAAGGGUGCUCGUGACCUUCCAUCCCGUUUGUUCAAAAAAUCUUCAAAGUCCACAUCCCCAUCUCCGCCUCAGCUGCGCUCAACUUUCAAGUUCACUGAGAAGGAUACCUUGCCUCCCAAGAAGAUUCCUUUGGCUAAAUGGCAAAAAGCUGCAAAGAGAAGAGACAAGAUAUUCAAAAUUAAAUCGAAAUGGGAAAAUUUUACAUCAUCCGGCCGUGUACAUCGGGAGACCAGACGACGUCUCAGUAAAGAGAAGGAAUGGAAAGAGUAUCGUGCCAAGUUAACUGGUACACAGAAACUCCUCGCCAUUAUGGAUGAUGCAAAGGAUAAGGCUUGGGAGUGGAUCGAUAAGAGGGCAGAGAAAAAACGACGAGAAAAGCUGAAUGCCUACAAAACUAUGAGAGACGAGAGGCGCAAGAGCAUCGUUCUUGUCCCCGUCUAUAGAGAUUACGAAAUUGUCGCGAGAAGAGAGAGUAGCUAUUCGGGAUUUGGCUACACCCCUGAAGGCUCCGACUAA
Messenger RNA from Orbilia oligospora ATCC 24927, 1434 nucleotides. RefSeq lists its product as uncharacterized. The coding region runs from base 1 to 1434 and encodes 477 amino acids. NCBI's taxonomy places the organism in Eukaryota, Fungi, Ascomycota, Orbiliomycetes, Orbiliales, Orbiliaceae. The transcript has a single exon. The record is from RefSeq and is a predicted model, not a curated record.